CGGCCUUUGUGCAUUACGAUCCAUCUUUUAGUGAUCAAUAAAAAAUCAAAGAGACAAAGAUCCGCUUGCGGACAUCAAAAUAUUCCUAGUGUAUAUUAAAUUCCUUCUUCUCAGUAUCUGAUUUUAUACAUUGUUUCAGGCAAACGAUGCAAUGGACGACGAAAUCUCCACAAAGGCGCAGAAAUGUCCUCAAAUUCAACGAUUAUUUCAACGAACUCCACAGACAUUUAUAGCGUACCUAUCAGAGCGCCAAUUAGAACGACACAAGAUGUGGCCAGACGGUACGAAAGAUGCGUCUCCUCAAUGUCCACCAAAAGUCAACUGUACUUGGUACCGUUUGAUGUACUUCCCCCCAAUUUUGAUUAUUCAUCAAGAGAGGUGGAAGUGAGAGCAGACUAUGUGAUACUGAAAGACUUGAGACUAUUGGAGAGAUAUCAUUCCUGCGAUGGAGGUGUUGUUAACGAAGCGUACGUACCUCAACCGGAAUACAAUCCUCACAUAUAUGGAACCAUUCCUCCGCUUGAACGCGAGCCUUAUAAGAAGCAAGCAUCAUAUAAUCCAAUGUUUUACUAAAUGAACUUUUUCACCUAUACCCACUGAUCGAGAUUUUUCGGGAAAGGCGAGCUUUACUGAAGAGCUAAAGAGCUUUGAAUGAAAUUGUUUUCCUGAAGCUGUUGUACUACUCUUAAUGUAAGACCUAUAACCUUCUAACUGUAUUUGGAGGGUUUAAAGGUAAAAGUGACCAAGUCGAAAAUUGCCGUAUUUCUGUUUACCAAGUAGUUUAAAAAAAUAAUAUAUUUGUCUCCAAAAACUGACGAAGUCCCCCAAGACCACACAAACAGGUACACUAAUAUACGUUUUUAAUAACCAAGUUUCCAAAAGGAUUCUGAUAUAAUGUUUGGCUCGGUUUAAGAGUACAUUUACCAAAAAAAAUUAUAUUUUAGACUUGGUCAGUUUUAGCUUUAAGUCCACGAUUUAAGCUCAUAUAUUUUACACUUGGUGUAAUAAAUAUGGAACCUUCGGGCUUUAUGGAAGCAAAGUUCUGGUAAGUAAGGGAACCUUCAACAGACCGAUUUCGAGUUGUAAUUGACAAUACAAAUAUUGUUCGUUUCGUUCUGUUGAAAGUGACUACUACUUUCGAGCGCCUUUACGGGAAAAGCAUUAAAUGUGAUUACUGGAUGUUCUGAGAUUGAAAACUAGUUAGUUCCUUAUGUUUGAUACAUCUAUUUUACCUCGUAUCAUUACACGUUGUUAUAUAAAACUAUUUUAUUACAUGAAAUUUAUACAAAUAA
Molecule: messenger RNA, 1292 nt
Organism: Dendroctonus ponderosae (mountain pine beetle)
Lineage: Eukaryota; Metazoa; Arthropoda; Insecta; Coleoptera; Curculionidae
Exons: 3
Coding region: 184-573 (129 amino acids)
Source: RefSeq, a predicted model, not a curated record